Sabethes cyaneus is the source of this 420-nucleotide messenger RNA. RefSeq names its product NTF2-related export protein-like. The record is from RefSeq and is a predicted model, not a curated record. Gene Ontology annotation, biological process: protein import into nucleus. The transcript has a single exon. Gene Ontology annotation, cellular component: nuclear pore central transport channel. NCBI's taxonomy places the organism in Eukaryota, Metazoa, Arthropoda, Insecta, Diptera, Culicidae. The coding region runs from base 1 to 420 and encodes 139 amino acids.
AUGUCGAUUAUUUUUCACCCGGAUACGCGCAUGACAAUCGAUACUGCUUGUCGAACGGCUGAGCAAUUCACCAAGUUGUACUACAAAAGUGUAGAUAAAAAACGUCACCAAGUGGCCAGGUUGUACAUGGCAAAUGGGCGGCUGGUUUGGAACGGGCACGGCGCAGCCGGGAAGAACAAAAUUCGAAAGUACUUUCAACAGCUGCCCCGAUCGAAGCACAUAAUUAACAGUCUCGAAGCGCAACCGAUUUGCGGUGAUGCAGUGCCGUCGCAGUUAACUCUCAUUAUCCAGGUGGCCGGCUACGUCAAGUUUCUACAGAACCGUAGACCAUUCCUGCAAACGUUUAUAAUUACGGAACAGGGUGAGAAAUGGAAGAUAGCCAACGAUUGCUAUGUAUUAGAUAAAAUGCAACAAAUCUAA